GAGGAUUUGUUUACGACUUUACGUCUGUCGUGAAUUUUGGUUUCAAUCGAAUUGAUCGGAGAUAUGGGUGCUCAGAAGAAACCCGCCGUGGCUAGGGUUCGAGAUGAUUCGGAGGAUCUGACUCGUCAACGGUUACAAGCCAUAGUUCUAGCGGACAGCUUCACCACUCAAUUCCGUCCCAUAACCCUAGAACGCCCAAAGGUACUAUUGCCGCUAGUGAACAUCCCGAUGAUUGAUUACACUUUAGCAUGGCUCGAAUCAGCUGGAAUCGAAGAUAUUUUCGUGUUCUGUUGUGUUCACUCGUCCCAGGUCAUCGAUUACCUAGAGAAAUCCGAAUGGUACUCACGCUCAAACCCAAACUUGUUGGUGAGAACGAUAGUGUCUCCCAAAUCCACAAGUGUUGGUGAUGCUCUGCGUUAUAUAUAUGAACAACAGACAGAGACGUCUCAGAUUCAAGGUGAUUUUGUUCUUGUUAGUGGUGAUACUGUUAGUAAUAUGCCACUUGCUGAUUUGAUUCAAGAACAUAGAGAUAGGAAGAAGAAAGAUGAGAAAGCUAUCAUGACUAUGGUUAUUAAGAAGCAGUCUAGACUAGGAUUAGGAUCUGAUCAACUCUUCAUUGCGGUAGAUCCUUUAACGAAACAGCUUGUUCGUUACGAGGAAGGUAAUGCGAGAAUCGGGGACGUUUGCUUAGAUAAGUCAUUGUUGGAUAGUACUGUUUUACUAUGCAAUGAUAUGCAGGAUUGUUACAUUGACAUUUGUUCUCCUGAGGUGCUUAGUCUCUUUGAGGAUAACUUUGAUUAUCAACAUCUGCGCCGUCAUUUUGUCAAUGGUUUGCUUGUUGAUGAUAUUAUGGGUUACAAGAUUUUUACUCAUGAGAUUCAGUCGAGUUUUUAUGCUACAAGGAUUGAAAAUUUACGGAGCUAUGAUAUGGUUAGCAAGAAUAUAAUCCAGAGGUGGACAUACCCGUUCGUACCUGAUAUCAAUUUCAGCGGAAAAUGCUCUCUAAUGCUCGGGAGACAGGGGAUAUACCGGGCUUCUGAUGCAGUUCAAUCACGCUCCGCUGAUAUUGGAGCUUCCACUGUCAUUGGAUACGGCACCAGAAUUGGUAAUGGAGGUAAAAUCUUUAACUCUGUUAUUGGGAAUGGAUGUUCUAUUGGAUCAAAUGUGGUGAUACAAGGCUCAUACAUAUGGAACAAUGUUACGAUUGAAGAUGGGUGUGAGAUAAGGAAUGCUAUUGUCUGUGAUGGGGUGAAAAUCAGAGCAGGAGCUGUUCUGCAGCCUGGUGUUGUUUUGUCUUUCAAUGUUGUAGUUGGGCGGGAUUUUGUUGUACCUACAUAUUCAAAGGUCUCUUUACUUCAACAGCCAACUACAGAAGACAGCGAUGAAGAGAUGGAAUAUGCUGGUAGUAGCAGCGGGACUGCAGAUCUUUUAUCAGGCGUACAUAAUUUGCAAAUUGAGUCCAAAGCAUCUGAGCUUGGUCCUGAUGGAACAGGUUACAUAUGGGAAGUAUGUGACAGCGCUCAUGAUGAGGAGUGGAAACAUUCUGUUGUACCAAUCCCCAUGGAUAAACUUGCUGAUAUCACUCGGGCGAUGGACGAUGAUGACAUAGAGGAUGAAAGUGUUGUCCCACCUGCUGGAGAGUUGAAAUCCGAUACUGAUAGUAUUAACACUGAUGCAAAUGAUGACUAUGGCUACUUUGAGAGAGAGGUUGAAGAAACCUUCUUAAUGGCCAUUAUAAAGGAUGAUGUGGACCAUGUAAUUCGCUUGAUUAACUCACGCCGAUUUGCGUACAACAUGGCAUCUGCAGAUUGUGCUGGAGCAGUAUUCUACUCUAUGAUGAGACUGGCAGUAAAUACUCCACAUAAUUCUGCUAGUGAAUUGUACAGAAACGCAACGACUAUCAUUACUAAAUGGAAGGGACUUCUUGGGUUUUAUUUAAAGCAAAUUGAUGAACAGAUAGAGGUGAUAAUGAAAUUCGAAGAGAUGUGUGAGGAAUCUGAAGAGUUGGGCCCUUUGUUUGCUCAGAUUGUGCAUUUUCUGUAUGACAAAGACGUGGUGCAAGAAGGUGCUAUCUUGAGAUGGGGCGAAGAGAAAGCAGGCGCAGACGAAUGUGACAAAGUUUAUCUGAAUCAAUGUGAGGCAUUCAUACAGUGGCUCAAGGAAGCAUCUGAGGAGGAAGAAGAAGAAGAAGAUAGCUGAAUUGGUAAAAACGUGAGUUUAUGUGUUGCAAUGUAAUUUCAUUAUACAGCCUAUUUUGUAAGUUGAUAAUUUACAUUUAAGAGAUAGUACUCAGUUAUUUAACUGGCAUAA
This is a messenger RNA of Arabidopsis lyrata subsp. lyrata, 2310 nucleotides long. RefSeq names its product translation initiation factor eIF-2B subunit epsilon. The coding region runs from base 64 to 2199 and encodes 711 amino acids. The record is from RefSeq and is a predicted model, not a curated record. Gene Ontology annotation, biological process: biosynthetic process. Gene Ontology annotation, molecular function: translation initiation factor activity; translation initiation factor binding; guanyl-nucleotide exchange factor activity. Lineage: Eukaryota; Viridiplantae; Streptophyta; Magnoliopsida; Brassicales; Brassicaceae. Gene Ontology annotation, cellular component: eukaryotic translation initiation factor 2B complex. The transcript has a single exon.